This is a messenger RNA of Xiphophorus maculatus (southern platyfish), 978 nucleotides long. RefSeq names its product prostate-associated microseminoprotein-like (gene msmp2). NCBI's taxonomy places the organism in Eukaryota, Metazoa, Chordata, Actinopteri, Cyprinodontiformes, Poeciliidae. The transcript is spliced from 4 exons. The record is from RefSeq and is a predicted model, not a curated record. Bases 458 to 844 code for a protein of 128 amino acids.
UUUAGCUUAAACAAUCAGCUAUGGGCUGACUAUCUCACGGACGAUGUGAACAGGGCUGCAACAGAUGGGGUCAAAUGGGAUCCAUUGAGACAAACGUUAUCUGAAAGCCUCCACACUGUAUGCUCAGGAGGGGAGAAGCAAUGACGAACAUAAUGCCUGUGUGUUCAUGCGUCUGUGUUUGUGUGCAGAUAGAAGGAGGUAAUACAUGAGUGGGGGUUGAUGAGUCUGUAGCGGUGCAGUAUAAAUAUCUGAGACCAAAGGGAGAAAGUGCAUCGGUUCAUCUGGGGCACCAAGGAGGAGGUGGGGAGACUUAAAAAGAAAAUAAUAGAAUUAGAGAAGGGAACAUGAAGGCAUCACGACGGUGACUGCAACGAAGAGCAAACAGAAGAGAAGAACUGACAACACUGUAAGGUCUGAAGAGAGAUUUAAUCAGGAGUGCUGAAAAAUUGACCCAGAAAUGGCCAACACAAGAGAAGUACUUUUGGCUUCACUGUUGCUCCUGGGAGUCAGUCUGCCGUGCUUCUGUGUGUAUAACAGUGGUGAAUGCUUCUUCAACACUAAAGCAAGCUGUGAAUACAUGGGUCAGGUGUAUGGCAUUGGGGAGAGCUGGAUAACCAGUGAUUGCUACCAGUGUGUCUGCAUGGAGCCUUUUGGAGUGGGAUGUUGUGACCUUGCGACCAAGCCCGUUGACUACCCAGAAUGGUGUGAAGUCAUUCGUAAACCGGACUCUUGCACCAGUGUUGCUGUGAUGAGAGUCAAUCACAAAUUACCCUGUCUCUGGGGACAAGGACGUCUCAGAACAGCUGGGCAGCCAUGGAAAUCUGACAAUGGUCCUUUAUUUUAAUUUAAGCCAUUCUGGCAAAAGAAAAAAACAUUAAAAAUGUGAAGGUUGUUGAGAUAUAACAAAGAAAAAAAAACACGAUCGUGAUUCUCCUUUUUAACAUUGUGACCAAUUUUUAUUUUGUGCAUCUGUUGACU